Messenger RNA from Striga hermonthica, 387 nucleotides. Lineage: Eukaryota; Viridiplantae; Streptophyta; Magnoliopsida; Lamiales; Orobanchaceae. The record is from the annotation of a GenBank genome assembly.
AUGGCUCGGAGCAUCACCUACAUCACCGGUUCUCAGCUUCUUUCUCUCCGCCGCCGCUCAAAUAUCGCCGUCGUCGACGUCAGGGACGAUGAAAGGAGCUUCGACGGUCACAUAGCUGGUUCUCUGCACUUUGCCAGUGAUACGUUUGCCGAUAAAUUGCCUGAUCUUGUUGAAGCCACCAAGGAUAAGGAUGCUCUUGUUUUCCACUGCGCCCUAAGCCAGGUUCGUGGCCCCAAAUGCGCCCGUAGGUUUGCUGAUUAUCUUGCUAACACGGAGGAUGUGGGAGCGCAAAACAUCAUGAUUUUGGAACGUGGUUACAACGGUUGGGAAGCUUCUGGAAAGCCCGUCUGCCGCUGCACAGAGGCCCCAUGCAAAGGCGAGUGUUAA